UUAUUUGCAAAAUCACUUCCACACAUAGAACCUAAAGUAAGUCACCCUCUAUUCCUCUUUGCACUAUGUAUUCAUAAUAACCUCAUUUCGAUAAAUUGCAAGUGUACAAAAUUGUCGGGAAAGUAUUCCACUAAAUUUUGGAAGAAACGGUUGAAAGCUUGGAGACACUAAAUUGUUGGUGUGGGAGUGGUGACUUUGACGACUUUUCCGCCGGAUUUGUGAUUAAGAAAGGUUUUAUACAUUCUUAAUCUGCAUUAUGCUAAAAUUAAUCUACCUUCUUUGCAGAAAACAGUACGGAGAAUCCAAAGCGAUAUAAAAUGUCUACAACGGAAGGGGUGGAGCUUGCCGAAAAAUGGUUGGCGUUAAGGAUCAAGAGCAAGAAGAGCCAAAGUACAAUUCUUCGGGAUGUUAGCACCAAGCAGACAGUCCAUGAAUUUAUUGUCAAGCUGGCCGAGAUGACGGACGUGCCCGAGGAUAAGAUGAUGAUCUUAACGGGCUUUCCUCCCAAGAAGAUAGAACUUGAUCGAUUGGCGCUUUUGGAAUCACUUGGACUUUCAAAUCAGGACACUGUAAUUGUUGAAUUGGAUGUUAACUCGUCGGCAGCACCAGCAGCAGGCACAUCUCUGCUUCAAUCACAAGCUGGAAAAGUUGACCAAACUCCACCUACUAAUGGUCCUUCUGAAGCACCCGUGCGUAAUCAACUCAUCAUUAAUGCUCUCAAUGCGUCAACGGUGAAAGAGUUAGAAACCCAGAAAGUACCCACAGUCGAUAUUGAUUCUCCAGAAUUAUCAAGAGCUCUAACUUCAUCUACUCCCUCAGCUCCGUCAUACCAACGCCAGAAUUUGUCUAGUGAGGGAAUGUUGUUACGGCAGAUUGUUCCUGCAGACAAUUCCUGUCUUUUUACUUCCAUCUCAUUCUGUCUGACAGGAGGUGCAAAUGAGCACGAGGAUCCUGGAGCUACUCAUACUCGAGAGCUGAUAGCUGCAACCGUUGCGAGCGAUGCAGACCGUUUCGAUGAGGCAAUGCUUGGCCGUCCAAAUGCUGAUUAUGUUCAGUGGAUCAUGAAGAGCGAGUCCUGGGGUGGUGGUAUUGAGCUGUCCAUCUUAUCAGAAUUCUAUGAAUUUGAAAUGGCGGUUGUGGAUAUUCAGUCCUUACACAUUUGCAAAUUCGGGGAGGACAAAAAUUACUCUGAGCGACUGCUCUUACUCUACGAUGGAAUACACUAUGAUCCAUUGUAUUUUGAUCCAUUUGAUGGCAGCAAAAUCCAGACCAAGUUUCCGACUUCGGAUUCUUCAAUUUUGGAUAAAGCAAUCCAACUUGGACGGGAAGCCAAAGCUGCUCAUCAAUUUACAGAUUUGAGUAACUUUUCUCUGAAAUGUGGGGUUUGUUACCAACUUCUCAAGGGUCAAACGGAAGCGCAAGCCCACGCUAAGCAGACUGGACAUACCAAUUUCUCAGAAAUUACUCAAUAGCGACCUGUAUCGUCUUACUUAAAGUAAAGAACUACACAAUAUAUGAACGAAAAGAAUCAAAAAAUUCAGCUAUUUACAUUAUCACAUAAAACUGUGACUAACAAACAACCUUUUAAUUCCGCUCAGUAUCACAUAUAAAAUUGAAAAAAGAUACAAAAUCUUAUACUUUUUAUCUUCCACUUGUUAACUUAUAACCAGUCAAUAUCAACUCGCAUAUUUUUAUAUGUGUCAUUUAUCAUUACUGCUGUAAUUACUGGAUCCCAAUCCACAAAAAUUUUUUGUUAUGCUAUAAAAUAUUAAAAGUAUGUACCAUGUCAUUUCAAUGUACGUGUCAAAAUUAUAACCAAAAUGCAAAAAUAAAUUCGUAAUAUACAG
This is a messenger RNA of Folsomia candida, 1847 nucleotides long. RefSeq names its product OVARIAN TUMOR DOMAIN-containing deubiquitinating enzyme 2 (gene Yod1). NCBI's taxonomy places the organism in Eukaryota, Metazoa, Arthropoda, Collembola, Entomobryomorpha, Isotomidae. Gene Ontology annotation, biological process: protein deubiquitination; endoplasmic reticulum unfolded protein response. The coding region runs from base 318 to 1472 and encodes 384 amino acids. Gene Ontology annotation, molecular function: cysteine-type deubiquitinase activity; protein binding. The transcript is spliced from 6 exons. Gene Ontology annotation, cellular component: nucleus; cytosol. The record is from RefSeq and is a predicted model, not a curated record.